Molecule: messenger RNA, 772 nt
Organism: Notechis scutatus (mainland tiger snake)
Lineage: Eukaryota; Metazoa; Chordata; Lepidosauria; Squamata; Elapidae
Source: RefSeq, a predicted model, not a curated record
CCGCCACAACUCUUGGCGCGGCGAUCGGGAGCGGCCGCGAUGGCGCCGCUGCGCGUGGUGAGCCACGGAGGGCGGCGGUUCCUCUGCUUCUGCGGGGACGGUGGCGCCUCUCCGCGGCUGCAGCUGACCGACGCUUGCGACUUCUGGAGCUGCAGCGUCCCUUUGGAGAAGCUGAACGGACAGGUGGAGGAGCCCGGCUCUGCCGCCGACAGCCUCUCCAGACUGCGGGAAAUCUUGCAGGGCCAGACGCCCAUCCUCACCCUCCAGGACGGCAGGGCUACGCUUCAGGUCCAGAACGGUGACCAGAGCGUGACCUUCGACCUGGACAAAGCCUCGGUCCCCGAAGCCAAGAGGCAGCUGCAAGACCUCACUUUCGGCCUGGUGGAGCAGCUGCAGGCGCUGGAGAAACGCCUGGAAGAGGUCGCAGCCGCUGCCACCUCCGUGGCCCUCAGGAGCCCUGAGAAGGCCUCAGCGAGCCAGAGACUCUUGGGAGCAGACUUCAGUCCGCGGAAGCCCAGAGGAGGGGCUGGUCCAAGCAAGCGGCGCCUGCCUGGAGAGUCCCUCAUUAACCCUGGAUUCAGAAGCAAGAAGACCCCGACGGGAGUCGACUUCGAGGAUGCCUGAACCGCUUUCCCAAUCAAAUGGGGAAAAAACUGCUUCGUCGCGGGUGUUUUUUAAAAAAAAUUAUUUAAGCCUUAGAACUAUACCCAGUAUAUUUUUUUAUAUGUAUUAUAUAGAAUGAAGGGCUCUCGUUGACAAUAAAUGCUUGAUU